Molecule: messenger RNA, 2823 nt
Organism: Pseudozyma flocculosa PF-1
Lineage: Eukaryota; Fungi; Basidiomycota; Ustilaginomycetes; Ustilaginales; Ustilaginaceae
Exons: 1
Coding region: 1-2823 (940 amino acids)
Biological process (GO): regulation of DNA-templated transcription; DNA repair
Molecular function (GO): methyltransferase activity; zinc ion binding; DNA binding
Source: RefSeq, a predicted model, not a curated record
AUGCUGACCAUGGCCCCCAAGAGCGAUCCGCACCGGCACUUUGCGCCGGAUCGCCAGCAGCUGUUCGGUUACGGCGAUGUGGGCAGCAUGGCGCAGCAUCUCGAGCCUCGGACGGCGCCGACGGUGCACUACUCGCAGCAGUUCCAAGCGCACGAGCAGCAUCGCGGCGCCGGCUCGGGCUUCGCUUCCACCUCGCUGCCCGGGACGAUGACAGCACCGUCCGACUACGGCCUCUUCCAGAGCAGCGAGACGGCAGGCUUCCAGGGCCCCUGCCGGUGCUACGACAGCGGGCUGCGCUUCUGCACUUGCCGCAACGUCGACGCCAUCGUCAAAGCGGAGCCUUCUGAGCCACAGGCGGCCCGGCGCCAGCCGCAACCACCGCGUCAGCCACAGCCACAGCCAAAUCCAAGGCCACUUUUGGCGCAGCACCAAGGACCAGCGGGCGCGCCGAUGCCAUCUCCCUCACAGCCCCUUGUGGCAACGACUGGGACCGCUUUCGAUCUCACGGACGGUGCUCUGGCGACGGCAUCGCCCGCACCGCCGCAAUCGCGCCUCUUUGUCCACCUCGGCCCGCCGUCAUCGGAGGCCGCCUCUGGCGCCACAACAGAGAGCUCGCAGUCGCAACCGUACUCGCUCGCCUACCCAUCGGCCUUCGCUGCCAGCAGCGGCGCGUCUCAGUACGCCUCCCAUGCUUUCUCGACGGGCGAUCAGCUGGGCUCCGUUAGCCCGUGGACUCGCGUCGGUCUCGGCCCGUCUUCAUUGAGCGGCAUCGGCCUGGUGAGCCCAGCGUCAGUCGGAGAUGUCUCUCAACCGAGUCCCUCCUUUGGCGCGCUGGCGGCUUCCCCGGCGACGACGGUCGACACCUCGUACGAUGGUCGCCAGAACGACGGCCUCCGCGAGUACGGCACGCCCGCGCAGACGCCCUGGUCGUCUGACCGGAGGUCGUCCAUCGCCGCAUUCACAGGCACAUCGCAGACAAUGGCGAUGGACCACAGGACCAUGCAGAGUCCCGGCGGGCCCUUGGGCGAGGCUGCAGCACGGAGAGGUAGCGUGCCAAUUAUCCGCUCCUCGCCCUACGGCCUUGCCAGCAUCGAGAUGGAGGGCAGGGGCUCUUCUCACCCGGCAGAGGACGUCAUGGCCGAGCAGGUGCUCCUCUCUAUCCCUGAUCUGACCCCUUCAGUCACUGCCAAGUCAGACGGCAGCAGCGCGCCGCACACUGGUGGUCUCGCAUCCUGGAACCAGACGCGACCCUCGGCCACCCCCACCUCGUCCACCUUCCACGUGCCUUCGUUGGUCUCCAGCUCGCACCAGUCGCCAGGACAGAAAGGGAUCGGAUCGACCUUGGAUGCGUCUGUCUUGGCUGCGGCGGGCCCUGCGACGCACGCCGACGCGCCUUCGCUCCUCUUUAGCUCCGAGCCGUACUCGGUGCCUCUCACUGCGGGCGGGCCUUCACGUACCGGCACUCACACCUUCAAGCUUCACCUCGACAGCCAGCGCCAGAGGCGUCGGACCGUCGCUCAGCCAGAUGGGUCCUUCACUAGCUCCCUCGUCGACUACCGCUACCCGCCGGUGGAUGCCGGCGGUCCGUCCCCAGUUGGCCAUGGCGGCGGCAGCGGCCACGACAGCUUCAACUUGCUGGCCAGUGGCCUCUCUGGCGCCUACGACCUCGAUCUCGCAGGGCACCGAGCCCCCUCCUCGACCAGCGGCGCUGCUGCGGGCACAUCAACGACCACCGGCCAGCAAGCGGGCUUUGGCUCCAUGAUGAUGGCUGAAUCGUCGGCGAUGCCUUCGAACGCCUCUCUGAGGAGCGCAGCGGCGGCGGCACCGGCCCCAUCCGCGGGAUCCAGGACUUCGUCGUCGUACGCCACCGACGAGGCCAGGUGGGCGGCGAUGCUGGCGCGCUCGCACGCGGCCGACCGGCACUUUCUCUACGGCGCCCUGACGACCAAGAUUGUGUGCAAGCCGUCGUGCGCGUCGAAGCGGCCGGACCGCAACCGGGUGCGCUUCUUUGCCAACCCGGGCGCCGCGGCGGCGGCCAUCAGCGCCGGCUACCGGCCGUGCAAGCGGUGCAAGCCGCACGUGGCGGGCACGUCGGACCAGUGCGUGCUGGCCGUGGGCGAGUGCGUGCGCCACAUCACCCAGUUUGCGGCGGUGGCGAGCGUCGGCGGCCACGGCGACGUCAAGCGACACACGCUCAAGGAAUAUGCGGCCAUGGCGCGGCUGAGCCCGUUCCACUUCCACCGGACGUUCAAGGCGGUGAGCUCGGUGACGCCGGGCGAGUACGCCAAGGCGUGCCACACGCUGGCGCUGCAGGAUGCGCUGGGCAUCGACGGCCACGGUCGCCGCGAGGGGCUGGAUGCGGCGUCGAUCAACCUGGCGCUCUCGAGCUGGUCGGUGCGGCGCGCGCGCCGGGCCGUGGGCGGCGUCUCGCCCAGCGUGUACGCCACGGGCUGCUCGGAGCUGAGCAUGUUCCGCACCUCUGUUGACACGAGCUUUGGUCAGGUGGCCAUCGCCUUUACUGAGCCGCUCUCUGACAGCGACAAGAUUGCCUCGCGCGUGUACGCCACGCUGCUGGGCGACGACGCCGAGGAGCGCAUGCGGCGGCGGUUCCCCUACGCCAACGACCGGCCGGACCGCGAGGCGUGGUUGGCGUCAAUCGUCGAGGACCUGGCCUCGGCCAGCGACCGCGAGGUGCAGCUGCCCGAGGAUGUGCACCACAGCGUGCGGCGGGCGCGCAUCUGGAUCGCCGUGACGCGCAGCCUGGCCAAGGUCGGCUCUGGCUCCGAGCUGGGCGAUGACGACGACGAGGAUGGGCCGGCGUAG